AUGCUGGUUUGCCAGUCUUUGGAAGGUUAUAUGACCAAAUAUGAUUGUUCAAGUGCUGGUAUAAAUCCAAUUGGUGGAAUUAGUAAAACUGAUUCAAAAAGUUUUAUUGGAUGUGCUGAAAAGAAAUUCGAAAUACCAAUUUCGAAUCAGUUGAGCAAUUAUGAUUCCUGUUAA
Melampsora larici-populina 98AG31 is the source of this 174-nucleotide messenger RNA. RefSeq lists its product as uncharacterized. The record is from RefSeq and is a predicted model, not a curated record. Gene Ontology annotation, molecular function: glutaminase activity; NAD+ synthase (glutamine-hydrolyzing) activity. Gene Ontology annotation, cellular component: cytoplasm. Bases 1 to 174 code for a protein of 57 amino acids. Gene Ontology annotation, biological process: NAD+ biosynthetic process. Lineage: Eukaryota; Fungi; Basidiomycota; Pucciniomycetes; Pucciniales; Melampsoraceae. The transcript is spliced from 2 exons.